Messenger RNA from Mytilus trossulus (common blue mussel), 3543 nucleotides. Its product is annotated as zinc finger protein 148-like. Gene Ontology annotation, molecular function: RNA polymerase II cis-regulatory region sequence-specific DNA binding; DNA-binding transcription factor activity, RNA polymerase II-specific. The transcript has 5 exons. Gene Ontology annotation, biological process: regulation of transcription by RNA polymerase II. The coding region runs from base 247 to 2724 and encodes 825 amino acids. Gene Ontology annotation, cellular component: transcription regulator complex; chromatin; PcG protein complex. The record is from RefSeq and is a predicted model, not a curated record. Lineage: Eukaryota; Metazoa; Mollusca; Bivalvia; Mytilida; Mytilidae.
AAUGACUUUUGCAUUGUUUACAUUAAAUAUCACAUUUCUGACGCAUAUCAACAAAAAGGAAUGCGGUGGUCAAGAUUAGACAAUAAAAAAAUAGUUGACCCGUUCAAGUAUUGAUUUUCUCAGGCUUUUUUCAGUACACAUACAAUGACCAGUAUUUACAUUUCAUUGUUAACAUGUUUACACAGGAUGAUAAAAUUUAUACGUGAGAAUGUAAAUGUGAUGAAGAUACAAACCAAAUAAUCGGUCAUGGCAGCCACAAAGAGUUUUCCAUCAGAGUCCAGAAACUUUAAGCAGUCAAAUGAUUUAAGGCCAGGAUUGAAUGGAUUAGCAGACGGUCCUAUGCUGCCGGAGAGAAUGGGAAUCGGUGAAGGAAUGGAAGAGGAAUUACAGAGAAGAAUGAGGGGGAGAAACAAUAACUUCGAAGAAGAAUUACGGAGUAGAUUUGGACUUAAUAAUAUUGAAGAGGAGUUACGAAGUAGAAUGGGAUUAAGUAACAGGGUCGGACAAGAACUUAAUGGUAAAAUGGCAGGUAAUGGCAGUGCUGGGGAAGGAGACCUACAUAAUAGACUCAGUUUUAAUCGUGGUAUGGAGGAGGAAUUGCGUAGCAGAAUGGAAGCGAGUCAUAGCAUCGAAGAAGAGUUACGAAAGAAAAUUGGAUUCAGUAGUAGUAUUGAAGAGGAACUACGAAGCAGGUUGUUAUAUAAAAAUAGUGGACCAAAUUCACAGGGUGAUAUGUCAUUUUACAAUGCUGUGGAUGAAAUGUGUCGUCAACAAAAUCACCCGCCAAACCAAUCAUUCCAGUCAAAAAAUGGAGAACGGGACGCUGAAGAGGAAACAGAACCAAACAGCGACCAUCUUGAUGAGGUCAUCGAAGCCGUUGCAAGAAAUGAUUUCGACUACAAUCCAGAUGAUAAUUUUAUAAAACCCGAACACAAAAGAAGUUGUAACCAGUUUGAAGACAAUUUUCCUAUUAAACAAGAACCUAUAGACUAUGAUUUAAUGGCAGCAAACUUGACCGCUGGUCUGAUGAAUCCUGACCGGCGUCAUAUGUGUGCACACUGCUGUAAAGGUUUCCGGAGUAGACAACAGUUACUGCAGCAUAGCCUAGUCCAUACGAAUCUUAGAAAAUAUCAUUGUAAUUAUUGUGAACGAUCUUUUAAACAGCUCUCUCAUCUUCAUCAACAUCAUAGAAUUCAUACAGGUGAAAAGCCUUACUCAUGUCCAUUAGAUGGAUGUGACAAAGCCUUCCCACAAUUGUCUAACCUGCAGCAUCAUAUACGUAAUCACGAUAAGUUAGCUGAGAGUCAAUACCAGUGUCACUUGUGUGAUAGGGCCUAUCCUAAUGAAGCUACACUGAAGGCCCAUAACACAAGGAUGCAUGUUCAUUCCAAGUUGAUUUCCGAUCUACAAAAAUCACCACUGUCUCAACAACCAAACCCGUCUGUCUCACCAGAAGAUACUGUCGUCUCUGAUCAGCAGCCACGACAAAGAAAAAGAAAAGCAUCUCGACCACAACAUAUCAAUAAUCGAUCAGCAAUACCAUUUAACCAAUCAGAAAUGGAGAAUCGCAUUUACAAUAAUUAUAUGAACAAUUAUCCAAAAGAGGGUAGACCAGAAGGGUAUGUGUAUAUCUUGGACAGUGAUGAUGACGAAAAUGUCUCGGACAUUCCAUUAAAAAAAUCAGACAUUUCCAGCAAUAAUAAUUGUUACAGCAGCAGUGUAUCUCGUAGUGAUAACUUUUACAUUGCACAGAGGUCACAAGAAAGUCAGUCAAAAAAUUUGUCGUCUGCAGAAGAUGAUGACAAACAUUUUGGUAGAAUUAAUGAUUUAUCAAGUGUUCGCAUGAAUAAUCCUAAUUUUAGGUAUUUAGAUGAAGAUAUCUAUAGAUCACAAAUGUCUGAUGCCAGGAGCCACAGCUUGCCUAAACUGUCCAAUGAUAUGCCUAAAAACAAUGAUCAUGUGACAGAAUCAGCCAAUGAAAUCAUUAGAAACAGCAGCAGUGUUUCAGCAUCAUCCAAUGAAAUGUUUAGAAACAACUCCAGUGAGAUGUUCAGAAACAACCCCAAUGGUUCAAUGUCAUCCACUGAAAUAUUUGGACACAAAAAUCAACAAGCAAUUUCAAGAAAUGGCAGUUUUUUACCUGCUUCAUCUAUAAACCGUCGUGAUAUAGUACCUACAAAUGGAAUAUCUAUAAAUAGGAACCAUUUGUCAACUGCAUCCAAUGAAAUGAAUAGAAAUCGCGAUGGAAGGUCACAUUUGGCCAAUGAAAUGACUAGAAACAGUGGUGAAAGGUCACAAUUAGCCAAUGAAAUGCAGCAUUAUAGUAGUAGCAUGGGGUUAGACUUAUCAAUCAAUAACAAUGAUUUUUCUAGAAUGUACAAUGAAAGAUCUAGAUUACCAAAUAUGUCUUCUGAUAGAAGUUAUGCAAACAACCAUGUUUUAUCCAGAAUCCAAAAUGGUCUAGGUGAUAACCAAAUAAAAAUGGAAGGAAAAGAAAAUCAAAUAUUUACAAAUGGUAUGGUAUCAGAAACUGAUACACAUUUUAUUCAAAUGAUGAACAACAAUUCAAAUGAAUGGCGGAGACGAAAUUUUGUUGGCCAAAACCGAAUAGUAAAUGGUGAAUCAGAAGGAAGUUCUGACGAGUCUGAGGUGGAUAUGGGACAACAGCAGCAUUUUCCGACUCCGAAUUUAGGAGCAGACGUAUAUGAUGACCCAAUGAACUAAGUCAAAAAAAGAUCUGUGUAACUUUUUUAAGUUGUUUAUGUUUAAUGAUUAUAAUUAGUGUUGUGUGUACAAUAUGAGGCUAAAAUCCCAGAAAAAAGGGAUACUGGCCUACAUGUUUUGUUAGUUUAACAGUCGCUUUUAUUUGUUGUUGUUAUGUAAAUAAAUGGAAACAUUGCUUAUGCUUAUCAAUUUUCAUACUUAAGAUUUUGUUUAGAUUAGGCUAAAGAAGAAUACACUUUUGUUUCCUGUCUUUCAACCUUUAUUUGAAUGCCUACCUUUACACUUUAUAUGUACUUUACAAUGGUGUAUCCAGAACUUUUCCUAAAGGGGGGGGGGCUGCUGACUGACCUAAGAGGGGUUCCCCUGCAGUCAUGCUUCAAUGAUUCCCUAUAUAAUCAACCAAAUUUUUCCCACAAAAGGGGUGGCCUGGGCCCCCUGAAUCCGCCUAUGCUUUAUUGUCAGAUUAAGCACCAUUGAAAGUCCAAAAUGUUUUUGGUUAAGCACGGCUUAGGUCAAGAACAUUACACUAUAUAGCCUAUAUGAAAUACUUGUACAAAUAAAAUUAUUUUAGGUACACGUAGAUUUUGUCUAAGAGUCAGGAAACAGGUAUACAUUUUUUGGCCUUGUUUGUUUUAACAAGAUAAACAUUAUCAUAGAUUUUGUUCCAGUGUGUUUCAAUAAAGUGUCUUUUGAAGAUUUUGUUAAGUUUAGCAAUUUUUCUGUAAUCUUGUAUUAGAAAUUUUCCUUUUCUUAAAUUGAACUUCAUAAAAACAUCAAAAUCAGAAGGAAAAAUCUCCAUAAAUUUUAUUUGUAAUUAAA